CCGUGCGGCUGCGUCCUUCUUUCCCCUUGAAAUACAAAGCUUGUAUCUUUUCAACCGUUUUACUCAGAGUAAAAGUAAAGAAUCCAGAGACGAUGGACUACAACUAAUGCGUUUCAUGUUUUUAUGUCCAUGUAUACAUCAAUAAUCACAAGUCAAAAACAAACAUCUUUCAAAAAUAUUUUCUGCCAAAAAUGCGUUGGGGUCAAUGAGAGGGGUCAUCACCUUUUGCUGAUAUUUGGAGUUGCUGUAAAAAAAAAAAAAAACUAGCUUGUUAAGGUUUUCUAAGUUGUAUUUCCUGAAAGCCAAGAAGAAUACCUACAUUUCGAUAUAAAGACUUUUUCUGUGAGGGACACAAUGGCAAAGUGGUAGCUGGUUAAAGAGUUAUGACGUUCAAAUUUUCAAGCACCAAUCUCCUAAAAGAACUGAAUAUUUUUGAUACCUGAAUAGGUGAAGGGGUUGAAGAGAAACGGACAGACAAAAAUGUACGGAAGAAAGAUGGAUAACUAUGAGUCCUGAGAGGGCAAGAACAAGAUCCAAGCAAUAAACAAUUAUGUACUGCCAGCUAUCAGAUAUUCUAAGGGAAUAUUCAUUUUAUUUUGUUUAGACAAGAAGUAAAACUGUCUCCCCCUCCCCCCAGAGCAGUGAGGGGGGGGGGGGUUGUGCUAUGAUGUCAUGUUAUGACAUCAUCAUUAUGGUAUGACCUCAUACAUGAAAUCAUGUUGUCAUACAUAAUAUGACAUCAUGAAAGUUAUGUCAUAUAAGACAUUCUGACUCACUUCGCAUCACUUUAGGUCAUCAUCUGCCAUCAACGAAAUGGUAAAAAACCCUGAUCCACGGAUUCUUGCAGUCGAUUGCCAAGUCACAAGUCCCAACGCGCACCAGGUCACCUAAAGCAACGAAAACCAGUGCAAAGGAGCUAUGGAGUCGGAAAGACAAAACUCUGAGAUUUUACAAGGAAUGGAUGAAAAGAGGGAAAAGCUUGACCAGCAAAAACAACAGAUGGACAAGCAGCAUCAGCUGGAGAUGUCAGACCUCACUGGCAAAAUAUCCAAGCUGGAAAAAUCUCUCAAAGAGGAGAAAACCAGGGCUAACGAAGCAGAGACACGCUUAGCCAAGCAGGUGAAAGAAUCUGCCAAGGUAAAAGCUAUGUUUGCUGAUGCAGAACGAAAUCUUCAACAACAGAAGAAAUUACAAAAAGAAAAGAACUGUCUCAUCAAUGAGCAUCAGGUUGCAUUAGCAAAGGAAAAGAAACAGAUGGCAAUGGAAAGAAAAGAAUGGGAGAGAAAAAACUCUGAACUUUCUCAGGAAAUUGCUAAAAUGAGAAAAGAUCAUGAGGAAAGGAGUGCCCCCUGUGACAAAGCUGAAAAGGACUUUUCUGAAAAGUUUGCCCAGGUCGAGAAGCAGAUGAAGCAACAGCAAGCAACCAUUGCAGAAAAGGUCACGACUAUAAACAAUCUUGAAGGUACUUUGAAGGAAUUGCUUGACCAACAAAACCAGCUGGAAACGGACAGAGAAGAUUUGGAAAGAAAAAACUCUAAACUUUCUCACGAAAUUGCACAAAUGAGGAAAGAUCAUGAGGAAAGGAUUGCCUCCUUUGACAAAGCUGAAAAGGAGUUUUCAGAAAAGAUUGCCCAGGUCGAGAAGCAGAUGGAACUGCAAGAAACGUCUGCGGAAAAAGUCACCAUAAUAAACAAUUUUGAUGGUGUCUUGGAGGAAAAGCUUGACCAGCAAAAACAACAGAUGGACAAGCAGCAUCAGCUAGAAAUGUCAGACCUCACUGAUAAAAUAUCCAAGCUGGAAAAUUCUCUCCAAGAGGAGAAAACCAGGGCUAACGAAGCAGAGACACGCUUAGCCAAGCAGGUGAAAGAAUCGGCCGAGGCAAAAGCUAUGCUUGUUAAUACAGAACAAAAUCUUCAACAACAGAAGAACUUACAAGAAGAAAAGAACUGUCUCAUCAAUGAGCAUCAGCUUGCUUUAUCAAAGGAAAAGAAACAGAUGGCAAUGGAAAGAACAGAAUGGGAGAGAAAAAACUCUGAACUUUCAGAAGAAAUGGCACAAAUGAGGAAAGAUCAUGAGGAAAGGAGUGCCACCUUUGACAAAGCUGAAAAGGAGUUUUCAGAAAAAUUUGCCCAGGUCAAGAAGCAGAUGGAACAACUGCAAGACACUAUUGCAGAAAAGGUCACCAUAAUAAACAAUUUUGAUGGUGUCUUGGAAGAAAAGCUUGACCAGCAAAAACAACAGAUGGACAAGCAGCAUCAGCUGGAAAUGUCAGACCUCACUGACAAAAUACUCAAGCUGGAAAUUUCCGUCAAAAAGGACAAAACCAGGGCUAACGAAGCAGAAAACAGUUUAGUCCAGAAGGGGAAAGAAUUGGCUCAGAUAAAAGCUGUGUUGAUUGAUACUGAACAAAAUCUUCAACAACUGAAGAAGCAAUCAGAAAAAGACAAAAACUGUCUCAUCAAUGAGCAUCAGCUUGCAUUAUCAAAUGAGAAGAAACAGCUGGCAAAGGAAAGAAAAGAUUUGGAGCGACAAAACUCUGAAUUUUCUCAAGAAAUUGCUACAAUGAGGAAAGAUCAUGAGGAAAGGAGUGCCACCUUUGACAAAGCUGAAAAGGAGUUUUCAGAAAAGUUUGCCAAGGUCGAGAAGCAGAUGGAACAACUGCAUGACACUAUUGCGAAAAAGGUCACCAUAAUAAACAAUUUUGAAGGUGUCUUAAAGGAAAAGCUUGACCAGCAAAAACAACAGAUGGACAAGCAGCAUCAGCUGGAAAUGUCAGACCUCACUGGCAAAAUAUCCAAGCUGGAAAAUUCCCUUAAAGACGAGAAAACCAGGGCUAACGAAGCAGAAAACCGCUUAACCCACCAGCUGAAAGAAUCGGCCCAAUUAAAAGCUGUAUUGGUUGAUACUGAACAAAAUCUUCAACAACACAAGCAGCAAAUAGAAAAAGAAAAGGACCGUCUCAUCAAUGACCAUCAGCUGGCAUUGACUAAAGUGCAAAAACAGCUGGCAAAGGGAAGAAAAGAAUGGGAGAGACAAAAGUCUGAUCUUUCGCAAAAAAUUGAUCAAAUGAGGAAAGAUCAUGAGGAAAGGAGUGCCACCUUUGACAAGGCUGAAAAGGACUUUUCUGAAAAGUUUGACCAGGCCCAGAAGCAAAUUCAACAACUGCAAGACACUAUUGCGCAAAAGGUCACCAUAAUGAACACUUUUGAUUGUGUCAUGGAGGAAAAGCUUGCACAACAUCACCAGCAGGUGGAAAUUGUAAAAGAGAAGUAUCGGCAGGAAAAUGCUGAUCUCUUCCUCCAAAUGUCCCAACUGAAAACAGAACUUCAGGAAGAGAAGAUGGUGACAAUGACCGUCAAACGUAGUUUUGAAUUGGAAGCAAAAGAGUCUGCUAAGUUAAGAGUUGCUUUCCUCCGUGUAGAGAAAGACCUAGAGUUUCAGAAGCAGCAAUGGCAAACAGAACUCUUGAAUGUUCAUCAACCCACGGCCUCUGCUUUAACUGAGACCCAAAAACAGCUGGAAGAGGAAAGACUGAAGUGGCAGGAAGAAAAGAUGGCCUUUCUUCAGCAAAUUGCUGACCAGAAGAUAGUGGUCAGUAAGUUGAAGACUAAAAUCAGAAAAACUGCAAAGGUCAACAAGGUAAAACUUGAACAACUACAGCUGCAGGUGGAGGAGCAGAAGAAAGCUCAAAAGAAAUCUCUUGGAAUGAGGUUUCUGAACCUUUUCAAAACAAACAGAAAAGGAGACUAAGUGGACUAGUGAAACUAGUCCAUUUUCUUAAGGCUAGGGUUUAGUUUAAGGGUAGGGGUUAGGUGAAUAGGCUUACUGAAAGGUAGGCAAGUAGGACCUCUAGCCAAAUAGUUUAGUUUAUGUAGGACUAGCUUAGUAGCACAGGUAGGAAAUGUUAGUAAAAAUGUAGCAUCUGUGUGGGGGUGGGGGGGGGUUAUAGUUUAGA
Messenger RNA from Oryzias melastigma (Indian medaka), 3955 nucleotides. RefSeq names its product myosin-9-like. The transcript has a single exon. Bases 919 to 3750 code for a protein of 943 amino acids. The record is from RefSeq and is a predicted model, not a curated record. Lineage: Eukaryota; Metazoa; Chordata; Actinopteri; Beloniformes; Adrianichthyidae.